AUGGACUCCUCGCGCAAGCGCCAGCUCAAUGUUGACGAGGGCGAUGAAUUCGGAACUCUGGCAUCUCUCUCGCGACCCAUUAGCCCUCCGCGCAAAAGGUUUCGUCAAGUGAAUGUGCAGAAGUCGCCAUGGCAGCUCACUCGAAUUCGAGAUGUCCCAGAAGAAUUGAAUAAGGAUACAGUUGCUCUAGGGGAUAUCCUAGGCGAUCCUUCCAUCACCGAGUGCUGGCAGUUCAACUAUCUCCACGACAUUCCCUUCGUGAUGAAUGCCUUUGACAAGAACGUCAGAGAUUCAGUUCAAUUGCACGUGGUUCACGGAUUCUGGAAAAGAAACGAUUUGAACCGUGUUAUACUUUCGGAGCAUGCAUUGCAACAUCCCAACGUACAUCUGCACUGCGCGCCCAUGCCCGAGAUGUUUGGAACGCACCACUCCAAGAUGAUGAUACUAUUUCACUCUGAUAACACCGCACAAAUCGUGAUUCACACAGCAAACAUGAUCCCAAAAGACUGGACCAACAUGACCAACGCGGUCUGGAGAUCUCCCAAGCUGCCGUGGAGAUGGGAGCUAGAUCCCAGACUACAGCAAGCACAGCAAGCUCCCUUUGGUAGCGGGAUAAGGUUCAAGGCAGAUUUGUUGGCCUACUUGAUGCAAUAUGACUCCCAUAGAGUUACUUGCAAACAGCUUGUAGAUCGUCUCGUCAAUUUCGACUUUUCCAGCAUACGGGCAGCCCUGAUUGCCAGUGUUCCAGGCAGGUACAACUUGUAUGAUACGAGUAGCCCUGCCUGGGGCUGGACUGCGUUAAAGAGAUGUUUACAAACUGUACCCGUUGAAACCGGAGAGUCGCAAAUUGUGGUUCAGAUAUCUUCCAUUGCGACUCUUGGUGCCAAGGACGAUUGGCUGCAAAAGAUUUUGUUUAACUCGCUAGCCACGUCCCGGAAUCAGGAUACGAAGAAGCCAGACUUCAAGGUCGUCUUCCCCACGGCGGACGAGAUCCGGAAUUCAUUGGAUGGAUACGCUUCCGGGCAAUCGAUUCACACCAAGAUUAAAUCGGCGCAGCAUAUCCGGCAGUUGCACUAUCUACAUCCAAUGCUGCAUCACUGGGCCAACGACAGUGCAGAUGGAGUGGGCCUUCUUGAACAGCCGCCUAUUAGCGGCGAUAGUGGGCGAAACCGUGCGGCCCCGCACAUCAAGACAUACACCCGCUUCAACCAGAACAAUUCGAUUGACUGGGCCAUGCUAACAUCGGCAAACAUGUCAAAGCAGGCGUGGGGCGAGGCACCCAGUUCCACCGGGGAAGUUCGAAUCGCUUCCUGGGAGGUUGGGGUGUUGGUGUGGCCGGGGCUGCUCUGUGAAAAUGGGGUCAUGGUGAGCUCGAUAUUGCUGUUUCUGUUUCCCACGAGGCUGCUGGCUGUUGUUUGUAUGUACUCAGACCACUAUACCACCAUGAGUCCCGCUGCCGGUGGUAACCCCGGGCCGUCUGGCCAUGAUCCCCUAGCCUUUCCCUCUUCGUUCCGCUCCGGAUCUCCUCUUGCGGAGCAAGUGCUGGCUCAAGACAUUGCAGAGUGCACCGAUGACGAUUUCGACCCUGCCGACGACCAGAUCGACGCCGAGCAUGGCCAUCACUUCAUGUAUCGCCGGCCUAGCGGCGUGGCCUACGGAGCAGCUCGACCUGCUUUCAACAACUCAAGCGGCCUGGAAGAGCCCAUCCUGACACCACUAGAGCGGAAGCAAUCUCGCGACGCUGAGCGCAGUCUCCUGCGAGAUAACCACGUCCUGCCGCCGAAGCAUGCCCACAAGAGCCAGUCACUGCCCGCUCGAAUGUACCGAAAGAUCUUCAGCACCAAAGUCCCUGUCGACGAGUAUGAAGAAGAGGAAGAGGAUGCGCCGCUGCUCUCCCGUGACAGUGACCACGACUAUGGCACACGAACACGCCGACAGCCAUCCAUCUCUGCGGGCGACGAUGAUGUGGAUGAGCAGUGGGAGGAGGCUAUAACAUCGGGACGGAUUCGCACGACAUGGCAGCGUGAGGCCAAGACGGUCUUGUCCUACUGCGGGCCGCUGAUUGUGACCUUUUUCCUCCAAUACUCGAUCAACGUGGCUGGCAUCUUUGCCGUUGGCCGCAUUGGCACCAUAGAGCUGGGAGCUAUUUCAUUGGCCAACAUGUCGCAAGCCAUCUCCUGCUUGGCCCCUUUCCAAGGCUUGGCCACAAGUCUGGAUACCCUCUGCGCUCAGGCUUAUGGAUCCGGCCACAAGCAUCUUGUCGGCUUGCAGUGCCAGCGCAUGGCAUGCUUCCUGCUGACCCUCUCCGUGCCCGUCAUCAUCCUGUGGCUUUUCGGAGCGGAACCAAUCCUGCAGCGGAUGGUGCCCAAUCCAGAGUCUGCUCGACUUGCCGCUCUCUACCUUCGAGUCAUGAUCUUUGCGAUUCCCGGUGUCAUCCUGUUCGAGUGCGGCAAGCGCUUUACACAGUCGCAGGGUCUCUUCCAGGCAACCACAUAUGUUCUCCUUUUCGCCGCUCCCUUCAAUGUCUUCCUCACCUGGUUGCUCGUCUGGAAGCUGGAGUACGGCUUCGUUGGCGCGCCCAUUGCCGUGGCCAUUACAGAGAACAUCUUGCCGGUUCUCCUCUUUUGCUACGUCCGGUUUGUCAACGGCCGCGAAUGUUGGGGCGGCUUCAGCAAGCGAGCACUUAACAAUUGGUGGGUCAUGAUCAGACUGGCGCUGCCGGGGAUGAUCAUGGUUGAAGCCGAGUGGCUCGCUUUCGAGAUCCUGACGCUAUUGGCCAGUCGCUUCGGAUCCGAGUAUCUUGCCGCCCAGAGCGUUGUGUCGACGAUUGCGUCCAUCUCGUACCAGAUUCCUUUCCCCAUGUCGAUUGCCGCGUCUACUCGCGUUGCCAACCUGAUUGGCGCUGGGCUUGUCGACGCGGCCAGAGUUACUGGCAAAGUGACGUUUGUGACGCACUGUAUCCUCGGACUCGUCAACUUUUGCCUCUACAGCACUCUUCGAUUCCACCUGCCGCUGCUCUUCACGGAUGAUGAGACGGUUAUUUCCAUCGUGGCCAGCAUUCUGCCUGUUGUCGCCGUCAUGCAGGUUUUCGACUGUAUGAGCGCCGGCGCGCACGGAUUGCUCCGUGGUAUCGGCAAGCAGAGCAUAGGCGGACCAGUCAACCUAAUCUCAUACUAUGUCGUCUCGCUGCCCAUCUCACUCGCAUUGGCCUUUGGACUCGGCUGGAAGCUGCAGGGACUAUGGGCCGGUGUCAGCGUGGGCCUAAUCUUGGUCUCAUCGAUCGAGUAUACUUAUCUGCUCAAGACCGACUGGCACCAAGCGGCCCGAGAGGCUGCCGCCAGGAACGCAGCGGGCUAGAAGCCGCGCCGUGGCGUGCGUUUACUCAUCCCAGGUCCUCCAUUUACGGAACUACAGGCCGUGUCCGACGUAUCCAGCAGGGAAGAAAACGACAGUGUAUCCGCCGCGUUGACGACUCAGAAGCAGCAGGACAGUAAUUUGUUGUGCGAGGAGAGCUUUUGCUUCGCGAUCCAUAGAAUUUGGGAAGCGGCGGAAAGGAAGCGCGUGAAUUGAGUCGAGGGCCGUCCGUAGGUGAAUUGGUAAUAAACAACACAAGUAGCUGUAGGGAAGCCUUGAGGAAAGAGAGCAUCUAGAUGGUUCCGAAUACUUAAGGAGGCGGGUAGCAUUCCUCCAUGGUUUUUUAUAGGGCAUGUUUAGGUAGUUACAGGAUCACAAAAAGGCUUGCAUUGUUUUUGUU
Molecule: messenger RNA, 3754 nt
Organism: Trichoderma virens Gv29-8
Lineage: Eukaryota; Fungi; Ascomycota; Sordariomycetes; Hypocreales; Hypocreaceae
Exons: 8
Coding region: 1-3357 (1118 amino acids)
Biological process (GO): xenobiotic detoxification by transmembrane export across the plasma membrane; double-strand break repair; single strand break repair
Cellular component (GO): membrane; nucleus
Molecular function (GO): antiporter activity; double-stranded DNA binding; single-stranded DNA binding
Source: RefSeq, a predicted model, not a curated record